UUACAAGUGUUUGUUUAUGCUAACAAAACACCCAGACGGAUAACGCAAAUAUUAGACGAAAUGCUGUGAUUUCGCUUAAAAUCUAGCUUCGACGGCAACAAGUCAAAAGACCCAUAUACUUCCUGCUACACCGAUCCGCAUGAAUGGGUCUUAUGAAUAUGGUUCACCGUCUAUUGGCCGAACGAUGACGCCCCAUUUGCCCGAUUUUACGGAGGAGACGUGUCUGAAUUGGAUGAACCAACAACUGGCUAAAGCUCGUCCCCCUCUAGCUAUCUCCAUUCUGACGGAACCCAAUGUGCGCAACGGUGUAGCGCUUGGCCUUCUACUGGAAACAGUAGGUCAAAUCAAACUGAACGGCUUACUCCUUCAACCGGAAACUCGUGUUGAGCAUUUACACAACGUGCAUGAGCUGUUCGCUUUAAUGCGACAGAUUAACGUUCGUUUGGGGACUAUUCAACCAGAAAAUGUCAUGAAUGGAGACAAAGAAUCCAUCCUUCAACUUGUGCAAGCAAUAUCUAAUCAUUUUAAACGACACCCUCGUGGAAGACGAUCGGUUAGCCCACAUCCUUAUUCCACCAACAGCGACCGAGCUGCUGUUUAUCAGAAUGCUUCCACUGGCUCGAACGCGAUAUCCAAACAUGCCAUCAACGGGAACUGUGGCCCACACAAACUGCACCGAAAUCACAGCUUAAUUGGAGGUCACUGCAACGGCUAUGCACAAUCUCACGGCACUGUGGUAGCCAGCGAAGAGGGUGCUACCAAGUCAAUCACGGCGUUGACAGUGAUGCUCAAUGGCCACCGCGCAAAAGGCACUAUUCAUCGAUCAGAAAGAAGCUAUGACUGA
Molecule: messenger RNA, 844 nt
Organism: Dicrocoelium dendriticum
Lineage: Eukaryota; Metazoa; Platyhelminthes; Trematoda; Plagiorchiida; Dicrocoeliidae
Source: the annotation of a GenBank genome assembly